AUGCAUAGCCUUGCAACCCUAUUGUUGUGGCUCUGUGCCUUUGAGUUGUCUCUGGCUGCGCCGAAGUCGUCUUCCUACGAGCACGUGAAGACGGAGAAUGGGCAGAUCACAGGCCAUCGCUCACCCAAUGCCAACGAGGUCUGGGAGUAUCUGGGCAUUCCGUAUGCGCAGCCACCACUCGGUGCUUUGCGAUUCGCUGCACCUCAGAAGUACAAAGGCCAAGGGGAAUAUAUUGCUGCCAACUUCGUAAGCACUUACUUGGCGUUACCAAACUAUGGUAUGCAAAUUGGCUGCCCACAACAACCUCCCAACUGGCCCGCAUUUCCUGGAUUUACGCCUCAAGCAUUGAAUUUUGCUGGUGGUACUGGAAUUUCUACAAGUGAGGACUGCCUUACUUUGAACAUUUGGUCAAAGCCAGCCAUCAAGUCUGCUAAGGUGAAGAAGCCUGUCUAUGUUUUCUUCCAUGGAGGGCGCUUCGCGGGCGGCUAUACCAACACGCCCUUUGCCAAUGGCCAAUACCUCGCAAACAACGAGGACAUCGUCGUCGUUUCGGUCAACUACCGCCUCAAUGUCUUUGGCUUCCCUGGUGCCCCUGAUGCAGACACCAAUCUCGGAUUGCGGGACCAACGCCUCGCGGUGGAAUGGCUCCAGAAGAACGUCGCAGCAUUCGGCGGAGAUGCGAAAAGGAUCGUCAUCGCUGGCCAGUCUUCCGGCGGUGCAGCCGUGGACUGGUGGUCCUAUGCGUACAAGGAGAACCCUAUCGUCCACGGUCUCAUGUCGACAUCAGGCAACGUAUUCAGCUUCCCCAUGAACACACCAGAAAAGCAACGAUCCAACUGGUUCGACAUCGUAAAUCUAGUAGGCUGUGGCUCAUCAAAUGACACACUGUCUUGCAUGCGCCAUCAACCCUGGGAAGUCCUGUCAAAAGCGGUAACAAAGAUCCCUCCUAGCCCAGGCGGCAGUCCAGUCCGGUCAACACCGCCUUUCUACCCGGUCGUCGACAACCAGAUCAUCUUCUCCGACUACCUCUCCCGCUCAGAAGCUGGCGAAUUCGCUAAGCUGCCUUAUUUCCACGGCCACAACGAUCACGAACAAGGCUAUUACGUCAUCCCGGCUUUUGCACAAGGUCGAAACGUGACGAAGGCGCAGGGCGACCAGUUCCUCCUCGAGUCCUUCGUCUGCCCCGUUUCCCACGAAGCUAACGCACGCAUUGAUGCUGGUGUACCCACAUGGGUCUACCGAUACUACGGCGACUGGAACAAUACCCGUCUGUAUCCUACGUCCGGUGCGUAUCAUGGGACUGAACUGAACAUGAUUUUUGGUGGCUCUGCGGAUGCUAGCGGCAUCCCUCAAACGCAGGCUCAAAAGGAUACUGUUAGGCUUGUGCAGCGGGCUGUUGCUGCGUUUACUGAGGAUCCGAAGGAAGGACUGACGAAGCUGGGCUGGCCGGUCUUUGAUCCGGAGAAGAAGAGUUGGGGUGAGAUCGCCGUGGGGAAUCGAGCGGAGAUCUCGUUUGCGAGACCGGAGAAGUAUGAUGUGAAGUGCGGGGAUGUUGUAUUGGGGUCUUUGCAGGGUAUGUCGUAG
Alternaria metachromatica is the source of this 1584-nucleotide messenger RNA. RefSeq lists its product as uncharacterized. Lineage: Eukaryota; Fungi; Ascomycota; Dothideomycetes; Pleosporales; Pleosporaceae. The transcript is spliced from 4 exons. The record is from RefSeq and is a predicted model, not a curated record. Bases 1 to 1584 code for a protein of 527 amino acids.